Molecule: messenger RNA, 1597 nt
Organism: Chelmon rostratus (copperband butterflyfish)
Lineage: Eukaryota; Metazoa; Chordata; Actinopteri; Chaetodontiformes; Chaetodontidae
Gene: idi1
Product: isopentenyl-diphosphate delta isomerase 1
Exons: 7
Coding region: 125-985 (286 amino acids)
Biological process (GO): isopentenyl diphosphate biosynthetic process; isoprenoid biosynthetic process
Cellular component (GO): cytoplasm
Molecular function (GO): isopentenyl-diphosphate delta-isomerase activity
Source: RefSeq, a predicted model, not a curated record
GAAGGAGGAAGUGAUGGCUACGUCGUUCAACCACAGCGUUCGGCUCUAAAAUGUCGUCGUAAACAAACUCAAAAUACGUACACAUUCGUGGUUUAUCUACCUGAAACAAGAAAAUUAUCUUGCGAUGGUGCGGGGUGUGUGGGCGGUGCUCCGGAUGGUGUCCUGCGAGGGGGCUACUGCGCUGAAACCAAACGCUCCUGGACGGGCUGCUUCAUUGUGGCUCAGACCCACCUGCUCACCGAUCGCUUCCUGCCGCAGAGCCGUGUUCAGCGAGGCGAGACACCUACAGUCUGCCGCCAGAAUGCCCGAGAUAACCACGGAUCACCUGGACGAGAAGCAGGUGCAGCUGCUGUCCGAGAUGUGCAUCCUCAUCGACGAGAACGACCGCAAGAUCGGAGCGGACACCAAGAAGAACUGCCACUUGAACUCCAACAUCGACAAAGGUUUAUUACACAGAGCUUUCAGCGUCUUCAUUUUCAACAGUGACGAGAAGCUGCUCUUGCAACAGAGGUCUGACGCCAAAAUCACUUUUCCAGGCUGUUUCACCAACACAUGCUGCAGCCAUCCUUUACACACAGACAGUGAGUUGGAGGAGAAGGAUGCAUUAGGAGUGAGGAGAGCUGCUCAGAGGAGACUCGAGGCUGAACUCGGUAUCCCCAUGGAACAGGUGACACCAGAUGAAAUGACGUACCUGACAAGGAUCCACUACAAAGCCCAGUCAGACGGUGUGUGGGGAGAACAUGAGAUCGACUACAUCCUCUUCAUGCAGAAGAACGUGGAUUUGAGUCCAGACCCCAACGAGAUCAAAAGCCACUGUUACGUGAGCAAGGAGGAGCUGAAGGAGAUGUUAGAGAAGGCCAAGCGCAAGGAAGUGGAGAUCACACCCUGGUUCAGCCUCAUCGCAGAGACCUUCCUCUUCAAGUGGUGGGACAACCUGCAGAACCUCAAGCAGUUCAUAGAUCAUAACACAAUCCACCGCAUGUAACCCCAGACCAGGAACAGGCUCUGUCUCCAGUCAUUUCAAACCUUUGGUUGUACAUGGCCGAGCUGCCAGAGGCCUCUGACCCUCUGAUGUCGAGUAAUAACCAUCACUGGCUACUUUUCGAGGCAGUAGAAAGCGUAGGACCUCUACAUCAAAAGAGGAAGCAGAGAAGGUUUAACGGAAGAGGUGGUGAGGUUCAUGGUAGGUUUGUAGUUCUGUAGUGCAUUCAUCUACCAACAAGAGGUGAUGCAACAAGGGCUGGUAGGCUGACUCAUAGUCUUAAAUAAUUUAAAAAAAGCUCAUAGCAGUACAUCUUCUCGUCGGUUCUGAUUAGAUGCACAGUGGAUUUACAGACUGAACAGAAGUAAAGAAAUGUCACAUUUUAUAGGUAGAAAAUGCAAUGCGAUCGUUGACAGUUCCAUGAAGAGAAUAGCCUAUUUUUAUAUUAAAACUUUAAGUGCCUCAGUACAGGCCAUAAGGUUGAGAUGAGUAGUGUCUCAAAGUGCUGAUGUGUUAUCACAACAACCACCGUCACUCUGUAUAUUGCUGACAACAAUAUCGGUGAACAAGCUGUGUCUUUGUACCCUUUUACACAAUAAAGUGUUUGCUUGUGGU